Sphaeroforma arctica JP610 is the source of this 237-nucleotide messenger RNA. RefSeq lists its product as hypothetical. The annotation marks the transcript as partial. The transcript has a single exon. The record is from RefSeq and is a predicted model, not a curated record. NCBI's taxonomy places the organism in Eukaryota, Ichthyosporea, Ichthyophonida.
AUGCAAACUCUUCCUGAUACCUUCCUGGACAUAGAUGACCAUGACCACGGCCCCAGCCAUCACCAUAAAGAUCUUGUACAUGUGUACCAUCCCGUCGGAUGUGAACGAUGCGAAGUAAUGGUUGAAGGAGAACCACGUGGACAGGAACGCCCACGUGUACAACAGCACAGUCCCCACGCCAGAGACAUCUGUGGUUUCAUUGAAUCGAUCAGCAAGCCUGUGUGUGUGUAUUUGCAG